Messenger RNA from Scaptodrosophila lebanonensis, 766 nucleotides. RefSeq lists its product as uncharacterized. Gene Ontology annotation, molecular function: odorant binding. The record is from RefSeq and is a predicted model, not a curated record. The transcript is spliced from 4 exons. NCBI's taxonomy places the organism in Eukaryota, Metazoa, Arthropoda, Insecta, Diptera, Drosophilidae. The coding region runs from base 10 to 516 and encodes 168 amino acids.
ACAUACCAAAUGGCGAACACGAGCCCAAGCCAACACAUUAGCACGGGAGCCUUAAUGGUCGUAGUCAGUGUUCUGGGUAUAAUUUUCAGCGACUCCUCGAUCAUUGGAAUUCGGGCUGACGAAGAUGUUGAAGAAACCAUGACCAUAGACGAGGUUGUGGAGAUAGUAGAACCCUUCGCCAAGGGUUGUGAUCAGCAGCCCGAAAGGGAACAUAUUAUUGAGAUGAUAGAGAACCGCGAGGAUGCCAAAAUGGAAACCAAAUGUUUUAGACAUUGCUUGCUUAAGCAGUUCGAGGUGAUGCCCGAGGGUCAAAUGCAAUUCGAUGAGGAUAACACUGUAGACAUGAUGAACACGAUGUUCCCCGACAAGAAAGAUCACGCACGCCGCAUAACGCAAACAUGCAAUCAAGAGAACGCUGGUGCUUUGGACAAAUGCGAGGCGGCCCACGGCAUUAGCAUGUGCAUGCUGCGCGAGAUGCGACAGGCUGGUUAUAAGAUACCUGAGAUCAAGCAGUAGACGACUCCCAACUGAUCAGAGCGAGUGCACAAAUUAUAUUUAUACAUAUGCCUAAAUUCGACAUACAUACAUACAUAUUUACAUAAAUAUGUACGUAUGUAUGUACGUAUUGUUUAUUGUUGAAGCACAGAUAUGCCCACAAAUUUUAUGUAAUGUGUUAUGUGGUUGUGAAAAUAAUAGGGUUCCUCGAUAUGCACAUAGGAAUAAAUUGAAGGGUCUCUCUAUGCAGAUCCUAAUCCUCAUCCUAGUA